Messenger RNA from Lagopus leucura (white-tailed ptarmigan), 458 nucleotides. Its product is annotated as zinc finger protein 576-like. The annotation marks the transcript as partial. Gene Ontology annotation, biological process: regulation of transcription by RNA polymerase II. The transcript has 2 exons. Gene Ontology annotation, cellular component: nucleus. Gene Ontology annotation, molecular function: RNA polymerase II transcription regulatory region sequence-specific DNA binding; DNA-binding transcription factor activity, RNA polymerase II-specific. The record is from RefSeq and is a predicted model, not a curated record. NCBI's taxonomy places the organism in Eukaryota, Metazoa, Chordata, Aves, Galliformes, Phasianidae.
GCCCCUCAUAAACCCCCCUCCCCCCCCGCAGUCCGCCUGGGCUCCACGCAGUGCCAGCGCUGCCUGAUCACGUUCCCGGACGCCGCGUACGCCCUGCGGCACGCCAAGCGCGAGCACCCACAGGACUUCGUGCGGGCGGCCCUGCGGGGGGCUCAGUUCGUCUGCUUCGUCUGCGGCCGCCCCUUCCCCUCCUCCCGCGAUCUCCUCCGCCAUCAGCGCUCCCACGGCCCCCCCGCCCCCCCCGCGUACGCCUGCACCGAAUGCGGCCGCGCCUUCGCCCGCGAGGGGGCGCUGCACCGCCAUUACAUCCAGCACGCGAGGGGGGAGCUGUGCCCCCAAGGGGUCCCUGGGGGUCUUUGGGGGUCCCUCCCGUGCUACGCCUGCACCGAAUGCGGCCAAGCCUCCGGCCGCCAGGGGGCGCUGCACCGCCAUUGCAUCCAGCAGGCGAGGGGGGAGCU